AUGGAGGCCAAGGUAUACAGCUUCGAUAACUUUGAGUGUUGUGCCGCAGACUUCCUGGUCCCUCCACCUGACGGCCAACCUUGGAGUCCAUUUAACUCUCGGCUCGAGUUUGAAAUUGCUGAGAUCAUGCUCGAGGUUGGGUUCAACAAUCAACAAACUGAUCGUCUUAUCAAGCUAUGUCUAUGCUUCGCAAUCCCUGGCUCUUUCCUCACUUCACAUUUGAUGCACACCACUCACAACCUAGUCUGCUAUACUUGCAGAGCAAGUGCAUUCGAUCCUAUGGGGUCGCAACUCCCACCAGGUGGGAAGCCUUUGGCAUAUAUACUCUAUGCGGAUAAGACAAAACUCUCCUCCUUCAGUACCGCAAAAGAUUACCCUGUGUAUGCUUGUUUAGCAAAUUUACCGACUGCAAUUCGAAACGGGCGAGGUGAAGGCGGUGGGUAUGUGGUAGGAUGGCUGCCAAUUGUUAAGGACAAAAAAUUGCACUCCGGAAAGCCCAGCUGGGUAGACUUCAAAAACACUGUCUGGCACACGUCAUUUGCCAGGAUUAUUUCCUCGUUAGCGUCAAAAUCGCAAACGGACCAGUGGGUCAAAUGUCUAGACGGUGUCACACACUGGUUCUUUCUCUGCAUCCUCAUUCUAUCAGCGGAUUUCGAAGAACGAUCUGUUGUGUCACUUACUCGAGGGAUAAUGAGUCUUUGGCCAUGCCCCAUUUGUCUAGUUCCUCGCAACGACCUGUGGGAUACUUCAAAAUCAUAUCGUUGGCGAACAUCAAAAGAGUCGCAAGCAGUCAUAAAUGCUGCACGUGCGAAAGAAACCUUUGAAGAAAGAGAGGAACUCCUGAAAGAACAAGCACUUUGUUUAAUUGAGAAUGCAUUCUGGGCAGUAGCAUUCACCUGCAUGCAUCGAGCAUUGUCACAUGACUGUUGUCAUUUCAAUCACGGCGGACUCUGGUCAUGCCAUCUCUGGGUUGAACUGCAGAAAUAUGUUGUAACUCUCGGAAGGGCACAAGUAUUGCAAGUUGACAAUCGAUUCAAAGAUUUUCCACACUGGCGAAAUCUCAGGCACCCAAACCAGGUCAUUGGUGUCACAUUUACAGACAGCUCCAUUCACGAGGAUAUUUCUAAGAUGAUAAUUUAUGCCACGCAUGAUGUCUUGACUGAGACUGAUUCUCUGCUCGGUUAUUUUCUCUUAUGGUGUGUAUGCCUUUACCUCGAGAUGGAUAUGUACGCUGCUCUGGAGGUUCACAUGGCCAAUACAAUCGAGGAGGGGAGACAUACGGUUCAAGCGUUCACAGCACUCAUGAAACAAUACAUGACACAAACCGCCGAUGACAAUGUGAAGAAUUGGAACUUUCCCAAACUGCACAUGACAAUACAUAUAUUCGAUGACAUCCAGGCUAAAGGUGCCACAUGCAACUACAACACCAAACCGAACAAGCAAAUGCACAGGCCCUUGAAGGAUUGGUACCUGAACCGGACUAACUUCAAAAAUGUUGCGGAGCAGAUCCUUUGCAUUGACCAUUGGUUACUUGUAGCUGAUGACAUUGGUCGAUGUAUUUCAGACUUUGACAAAUAUUUGCAGCAGAAAUCAGACUCGGAUGGUGAGGAAGAUGAUGCAUUGGAUGAUAAAAACACUGACAUUGGUCCAGGCGCAGAUAGUAUCAGUACUUUAGCGUCACAACAUGUGAGAAUGGGAUCUCGACAAGCACCACAGACCUUCUGUUCCAUCGAGAAUGCGCACAAGACCCAAGUUGAAUUCACCAACUUCCGCAUCAAGUUGAAUGCAUUCUUAAAUACUUUUCUACCCGCCUGCAAUAUUCUGCUGCCAAAUGGAAGAAGAAUCCACUUACAAUCAGAUGAUACUGUAGACUGGAAACUAUAUACCGACUAUCUUCGGUGUAACCCUCGGUUCUUCAACAUGCCGCAUUUUGACUGGGUCUUCAUCCGGACACAGAACAGCGUCAUCCUUGGAUGCUUAGACAAGCAACUUAACCUUUUGAGAGUUCAUGCACAACUGCACGCAAAGGCCGAGUUCUUCUCGGUACAAUCGAUCAUUUGUGGGGCCCUCCUAGUACAGGAUUCAGGUGGAAACCCCCUUAAUUACUUUGUUGUUGACACCAUUGACACAGACAUGUUUCUUCGUGUAAGGGAGAUGCAUCAGCAGGCAGGUCAUCCAGUGCGCAUCUGA
This is a messenger RNA of Suillus bovinus, 2190 nucleotides long. RefSeq lists its product as uncharacterized. The record is from RefSeq and is a predicted model, not a curated record. Bases 1 to 2190 code for a protein of 729 amino acids. The transcript is spliced from 12 exons. Lineage: Eukaryota; Fungi; Basidiomycota; Agaricomycetes; Boletales; Suillaceae.